Molecule: messenger RNA, 1102 nt
Organism: Budorcas taxicolor (takin)
Lineage: Eukaryota; Metazoa; Chordata; Mammalia; Artiodactyla; Bovidae
Gene: BCL10
Product: BCL10 immune signaling adaptor
Exons: 3
Coding region: 242-934 (230 amino acids)
Biological process (GO): adaptive immune response; positive regulation of extrinsic apoptotic signaling pathway; canonical NF-kappaB signal transduction
Cellular component (GO): CBM complex; cytosol
Molecular function (GO): protein kinase B binding; transcription coactivator activity; kinase activator activity
Source: RefSeq, a predicted model, not a curated record
AGAAGGAUCCGGGGCUCCGAACUCGCUUGUGGACGAGUAAGUCUGAUUCGCCCUCGGCUCUGCCGGAAGCGGCACAGUUUGACUUACUAGUCCGUCGGUCCUCGACGGGGCAGCCCUCUCCCUCCCGACCCUCUCCGCCUCCCUUCUGCCCCUUCAUUCGAAGGCCGAAGCCCGCAGCCUGGGCGGGGCGGCGCAGCCGGAGCUCCUGGACCCGGAAGAAGCGCCAUCUCCCGCCUCUGCCAUGGAGCCCACCGCGCCGUCCCUCACCGAGGAGGACCUGACUGAAGUGAAGAAGGACGCUUUAGAAAAUUUGCGUGUAUACCUGUGUGAAAAAAUCAUAGCUGAGAGACAUUUUGAUCAUCUACGAGCAAAAAAAAUACUCAGUAGAGAAGACACUGAAGAAAUUUCUUGCCGAACAUCAAGUAGAAAAAGGGCUGGGAAACUGUUAGACUAUUUACAAGAAAACCCCAAAGGACUGGAUACCCUGGUUGAAUCUAUUCGACGAGAAAAAACACAGAACUUCCUUAUACAGAAGAUUACAGAUGAAGUGCUGAAACUUAGGAAUAUAAAACUAGAGCAUCUGAAAGGACUGAAAUGUAGCAGCUGUGAGCCUUUUCCUGAUGGAGCCACGAAUAACCUUUCUAGAUCAAAUUCGGAUGAGAGUAAUUUCUCUGAGAAACUGAGAGCAUCCACCAUCAUGUAUCACCCAGAAGGAGAAUCCAGCACGGCCCCCUUUUUUUCUACCGAUUCUUCUCUGAAUUUGCCUGUUCUAGAAGUAGGCAGAACUGAAAAUCCCACCUUCUCUUCAACUACACUUCCGAGACCUGGGGACCCUGGGGCUCCUCCUUUGCCUCCAGAGCUGCAGUUAGAAGAAGAAGGAAACUCUAGUGAGAUGUUUCUUCCCUUACGAUCACGGGCUGUUUUGCGGCAAUGACAGUUUACUGCCUUUUAUUUUUUUUUUAAUGAUGACAAAAAAUAUUGAAAAGGAUAUGAAUCAUAAAAUUGCUACAGUGACUUACUAAUAUUGAUACAUGUUUUAUAAAAUGCAACAUAAACAUACUUUGUAAAUAGAAUUUUCUAGAAUAAAAAGCAUAUUUUUAGA